Messenger RNA from Papaver somniferum (opium poppy), 525 nucleotides. Its product is annotated as protein MAINTENANCE OF MERISTEMS-like. The coding region runs from base 1 to 525 and encodes 174 amino acids. The record is from RefSeq and is a predicted model, not a curated record. The transcript has a single exon. NCBI's taxonomy places the organism in Eukaryota, Viridiplantae, Streptophyta, Magnoliopsida, Ranunculales, Papaveraceae.
AUGGAUACUUUCCAUAUACCGGUUGGUGAAAUGACGAUAACUCCAAAUGAUGCGCAGUUGAUUAGCGGCCUAAGCAUGGCAGGUAAAGCCGUGAGGGGGAAAGACUACGUGAAUGAGCUUGAGUGGCACAAGAUUUACGCGUUCACCAAGAAUGUGUUUGGUUGGGAUGAGGAUAAGACCAAGUCAGAGAUGCUGGUGGGUCAAGCAAAGCAGAGGAUGUUCCAUCUCGAGAGCUUGAGGGACCAAUUCAUGGGAACAAAAAAACUCUGUGAUCAAGGAAAAGAGGUGACUACGGAACGUAUCACUGCUACAACCCAUUUGUAUCUCCUGUACGUCUUGGGAAUUGUUAUUUUCCCUGACAUUUCCGAUGCCGGUGUGAAGGCCAACUAUAUUAAGCUAUUGGACCUAAUUCACAAAAUGGCCAACUACUCUUGGGGAUCUGCUAUCCUUGAAAACUUAUUGAACGAGUUGAGAAAGUAUUCUAGGCAUGAACCAGCGGAGGGAAUAUGUGUCUUGUGCAGGUGA